Messenger RNA from Trifolium pratense (red clover), 1112 nucleotides. Its product is annotated as tryptophan synthase alpha chain-like. The coding region runs from base 44 to 988 and encodes 314 amino acids. Gene Ontology annotation, biological process: L-tryptophan biosynthetic process. The record is from RefSeq and is a predicted model, not a curated record. Gene Ontology annotation, molecular function: tryptophan synthase activity. Lineage: Eukaryota; Viridiplantae; Streptophyta; Magnoliopsida; Fabales; Fabaceae. The transcript is spliced from 7 exons. Gene Ontology annotation, cellular component: cytosol; chloroplast.
UACAAAUCUUCUGUAGAAUUAGCUAAUACACAAGUGGUUUAUUAUGGCCAUUGCACUGAAAUCAUUUUGCUUCUUACACUUGAAGAAACCUGAAACCGAUUUUCCGGUCGGUUUUUCUUCCAAGAAAGCUACUAUAAUCUCAGUUAAAAGAUACACUUCGAUGUCUGCUAGUGCUAUCAGAACCAGUGGAGCAGUUAGCAUCUCUGAAACAUUCAAAAAGCUGAAGAAACAAGGAAAAGUGGCAUUAAUUCCAUAUAUCACAGCUGGUGAUCCUGAUCUUUCAACCACAGCAGAAGCAUUGAAAGUUCUUGAUUCAUGUGGAUCUGACAUUAUUGAGCUCGGUGUUCCUUACUCCGAUCCUUUGGCAGAUGGUCCUGUUAUUCAGGCUGCUUCAACAAGAUCUUUAGCAAGGGGGACCAAUUUUGAUUCAAUUAUUUCAAUGCUGAAGGGGGUAGUUCCAGAAUUAUGUACUCCAAUUGCAUUGUUUACUUAUUACAAUCCAAUACUGAAGCGUGGUACCGAGAAAUUUAUGUCCAUUGUAAGAGACACCGGUGUUCAUGGACUUGUAGUCCCUGAUGUUCCUCUGGAAGAGACAGAAAUUUUAAGGACAGAAGCUAAGAAGAAGGGAAUUGAACUGGUACUACUCACAACACCUACCACACCGGAAUACCGAAUGAAAGCCAUUGUUGAUGGCGCGGAAGGAUUCGUGUAUCUUGUGAGCUCUUUGGGGGUCACCGGAACACGAGCAUCAAUUAGUGGUAGAGUUCAAGCUCUUCUGCAGGAAAUCAAAGAGUCAACAACUAAGCCAGUGGCAGUAGGAUUUGGGAUAUCAACAGCUGAGCAAGUAAAGCAGGUUGCGGGAUGGGGAGCUGAUGGUGUGAUUGUUGGAAGUGCUAUGGUGAAGUUGCUUGGUGAAGCCAAAACUCCUGAAGAGGGAUUGAAAGAACUGGAAAAUUUCACUCUCUCCUUAAGAUCAGCACUUGAUUGAAAUUAUGUCUGGAAGAGCACAAACUUCUACUAGUUGUUAUCUUAAUGAAUAAGGAUUGAAUAAAGAUUGUGUUCAAUUAUGACAUGAUAUUUUUUAUAUUCAAAUAAAAUAUUAGAUUUGUCUG